AAUAUAUUGUUCUCUCUCAUCUUAGUUUGUUUUCUGUAACCUACGAAAAUGAGGGUUCCAAUUACUAUUGUACUAUCAAUACUUCUAGUUCUUCUAAUUCAACAACCAUGCAAAGCUAGUAGGGUUUUGUAUGAAGAUGGCGAAAAAAUGGUGGUGAAGAACAAAGGAGACAUGCUGAUUCUGGAGUCACUUCAAAGGGCUCCGGUCCCUCCUUCUGGAUCAUCUGGGUGCACCAACAUCCCCGGCGGUGGUGGUCCAAGCUGCCUUGCGGCUCAAGAAAUGAACUUUGCCGGUGAUGCUGCUUUCCCUCGCGCUAGUGCUUACCCCCAUCUCGUGGUUCCUUUAGGCAUUGCUAAAAAUCAGAGAUAAGACUCAUCAUGUCUUAUAUAUCUUUGAUUAAAUCGCGAUUGCCACCGAAGAUGCAUAAACUUCCUUUUAUAAUAAGCUAGAAGCACAAGUUUCAAAUUUCUUGGCAUGCACGAUUCAAGGUGUACAUAAGCCGUACCGAAAAUGUUUAGUCUUCUUUGUAAUUCGUUUAAUUUUUUUCUUGAUAUUUUGAUUCUUUCAAAUGAUUGGUGGCCAUGCAUGUACGUACAUGCA
Molecule: messenger RNA, 600 nt
Organism: Rhododendron vialii
Lineage: Eukaryota; Viridiplantae; Streptophyta; Magnoliopsida; Ericales; Ericaceae
Exons: 1
Coding region: 49-369 (106 amino acids)
Source: RefSeq, a predicted model, not a curated record